Messenger RNA from Plasmodium reichenowi, 930 nucleotides. RefSeq names its product formate-nitrite transporter, putative. NCBI's taxonomy places the organism in Eukaryota, Apicomplexa, Aconoidasida, Haemosporida, Plasmodiidae. Gene Ontology annotation, biological process: transmembrane transport; nitrite transport. The record is from RefSeq and is a predicted model, not a curated record. The transcript is spliced from 4 exons. Gene Ontology annotation, molecular function: high-affinity secondary active nitrite transmembrane transporter activity. Bases 1 to 930 code for a protein of 309 amino acids. Gene Ontology annotation, cellular component: membrane.
AUGCCACCAAAUAAUUCCAAAUAUGUUUUAGAUCCAGUAAGCAUAAAAUCUGUUUGUGGAGGGGAAGAAUCAUAUAUUAGAUGUGUUGAAUAUGGGAAAAAAAAAGCUCAUUAUAGUAAUUUAAAUUUAUUAGCAAAAGCUAUAUUAGCUGGUAUGUUUGUUGGACUUUGUGCACACGCUUCCGGAAUAGCAGGAGGGUUGUUUUAUUAUCACAAAUUAAGAGAAAUUGUAGGAGCAUCGAUGAGUGUGUUUGUAUAUGGUUUUACCUUUCCUAUAGCUUUUAUGUGUAUUAUAUGUACAGGUUCUGAUUUGUUUACGGGUAAUACUUUAGCAGUAACUAUGGCAUUAUAUGAGAAGAAAGUAAAACUAUUGGAUUAUUUGCGAGUUAUGACAAUAUCAUUAUUUGGAAAUUAUGUUGGUGCUGUAUCUUUUGCAUUCUUUAUUUCUUAUUUAUCUGGAGCAUUUACUAAUGUUGAUGUUGUAGAGAAAAAUCAUUUUUUCCAAUUUUUAAAUGAUAUAGCUGAAAAAAAGGUUCAUCAUACAUUUGUUGAAUGUGUGUCUUUAGCUGUAGGCUGUAACAUAUUUGUAUGUUUGGCAGUAUAUUUUGUAUUAACACUAAAAGAUGGUGCAGGUUAUGUAUUCAGUGUAUUUUUUGCUGUUUAUGCUUUCGCUAUAGCAGGAUAUGAACAUAUUAUAGCAAAUAUUUAUACACUAAAUAUUGCCUUAAUGGUUAAUACAAAAAUUACUUUAUAUGAGGCAUAUAUAAAAAAUUUAUUGCCCACCUUGUUAGGAAAUUACAUUGCCGGUGCAAUUGUUUUGGGUUUACCAUUGUAUUUUAUUUAUAGAGAGCAUUAUUAUAAUUUUGAAAGAUCGAAAAGAGAUAACAAUGAUGCUCAAAUGAAAAGUUUAUCUAUAGAAUUACGAAAUUGA